This is a messenger RNA of Ahaetulla prasina, 9408 nucleotides long. It is a transcript of the gene KLHL3, whose product is annotated as kelch like family member 3. The record is from RefSeq and is a predicted model, not a curated record. Bases 1387 to 3201 code for a protein of 604 amino acids. The transcript has 15 exons. Gene Ontology annotation, biological process: monoatomic ion homeostasis; renal sodium ion absorption; protein K48-linked ubiquitination. Gene Ontology annotation, molecular function: protein binding. Gene Ontology annotation, cellular component: cytosol. NCBI's taxonomy places the organism in Eukaryota, Metazoa, Chordata, Lepidosauria, Squamata, Colubridae.
UAAAUGUUUUAUGUGCCUGUGAACCGCCCUGAGUCCUUCGGGAGAUAGGGCGGUAUACAAAUAUGAAUAAUAAAUAAAUAAAUAAAUUUGACAGUUAUACCAUAGUUAACUAAAUAUAUAAUUAACAUGAAACAAUAGGCAUAUGGGCACAUAAAUAAAAAGCAGUUCUCUACUUCUCCGUAUAACCUCAAAAUCAAAUAGCUAAAUGGAUUGGUCAUUUCAGUGAUUAAAAUAAUCUUUUGCAUUAGAAUGAUAACAUUCAUUUCUUUGAAAGUACAAUAUAGGAUAAUCGUGUUUUAAUCUGAUACUAAAAAACAGGUUCCUGUCAAAUUCUGCUUAGGGUAUCAGAACUGAAUCUUAUUGUUGUCCACUCAUUUUUUUGUAGUUGAUGGCACCUUGAAUGUACCCCUUCCAAAACUGGCAGGAAGAGCUAUUGUAUAUAAACGGGUAGCAAAUCCUAUACUCAUUUGGGAAUUAAAAUGUUAUCCUUAUUUUUAUGACUGGCAAGGUAAAAUGAUAUAAACAGUCAGCAAACCUCUUACUUAUUUACACUAAUGAUGUUACCUAGUUGGGCAAUGAAAAUGUCUGUAAGCAACAACCAAGCUGAGAGAGCACCUAGAAUACCACAGUUCAACCCUGAGCUAUAGAUAUUCUCUUCUCUUGAAGUUUAAUACCCUGAUCAUUUGACAUGGGUAGAAAUUAAGAGUGUAUUGGAAAUGUCCUUGCUCUCUCCCCUCCCUCCCUCCCUCCCCCACAUACUGAUAACUCCUUCCCUCAAGAGCCUGUAGUUCAUUUUCACCAACUGGCUUUUCUGGUUUUGGUGGAAUUGCUUUCUUGUCCUGUCAUUUACUCUACUGACUGAGGACAACAAUUACUAUAGCAUGUUACACCUGAUUUUAUAUUAGCCUGCAGGUAAGGAUAGAUGACUUGUCCUCUAGCAUUCACAUUUUAAAAUUCAAAUAGCAUAUUUUGUAGUAAAAAAGCAUUCUUAGCAUAGAAAAAAUGGUUGCCCUGUCCUCUAGCAUUCACAUUUUAAAAUUCAAAUAGCAUAUUUUGUAGUAAAAAAGCAUUCUUAGCAUAGAAAAAAUGGUUGCCCUGUAAUAUAGCUUGACCUAGAUCAGGAGUCGGUAACUUUAAAUACUCAAAAGAGCCACAAAGGUCCUAACCGGAAGUCCCCUGUACGGAGAUCCGGUUCCCCCACCAUAGUCUCCUCCUAGUGUGGCAUCCUUUUUCCUAUGCUGACUGGAAGUCUGGUUCCCCGCCCUCCCCAGUAGAGUCUCCUCCUAGCACGGUGUCCUUUUUCCUAUACCUGUCCUAACUGAAAGCCCUAUCAAUUGUGGAGCUGACUGGUGACAGGGAGCCGCAGCAGAGGGAUGAAAGAGCCACAUGCGGCUCCAGAGCCGUGGAUUGCUGACUCCUGACCUAGAUGGACAAGUCCAUGCAAUUUUCAUGGCAAGCAUCAAGAGGUGCCCCCAACCACCUGAGGCAGAUGGAGAUAAGGAUCAGCGGACAGUGACCAUCAAUCCUUGUCAUAUGGGAAAGGCAUUCAAAGUCAUGAAUGAAUUAAGGAGCAAGCGGCUUCUUUGCGACGUGGUAAUUGUUGCUGAAGACAUUGAAAUCGAAGCCCACCGUAUUGUCCUAGCAGCUUGCAGUCCAUAUUUCUGUGCAAUGUUUACAGGAGAUAUGACGGAAAGCAAAGCAAAGAAGAUAGAGAUCAAAGACGUUGAUGGACUAACCUUAAGCAAACUAAUUGAUUAUAUCUACACAGCAGAGGUAGAGGUCACGGAAGAGAAUGUCCAGGUUUUACUGCCAGCUGCCAGUUUGUUACAGCUAAUGGAUGUUCGACAGAACUGUUGUGACUUUCUUCAGUCUCAACUCCACCCCACAAAUUGCCUUGGAAUUCGCGCCUUUGCAGAUGUGCACACGUGCACAGAAUUAUUGCAACAGGCCAAUGCCUAUGCAGAGCAGCAUUUUCCUGAAGUGAUGCUUGGUGAAGAAUUUCUUAGCCUAAGCUUGGACCAGGUUUGCAGCUUGAUAUCAAGUGACAAGCUCACAGUGUCAUCAGAGGAAAAGGUCUUUGAAGCUGUCAUUUCGUGGAUAAAUUAUGACAAAGAAUCUCGCUUGGAACACAUGGCAAAGCUGAUGGAGCAUGUUCGUCUUCCUCUCUUGCCCAGAGACUAUCUUGUACAGACAGUUGAAGAAGAAGCUUUAAUCAAGAAUAAUAACACAUGUAAAGACUUCCUCAUUGAAGCCAUGAAAUAUCACUUACUUCCUCUGGAUCAGAGACAGCUGAUAAAAAAUCCUAGAACCAAGCCAAGGACUCCAGUCAGUCUGCCAAAGAUAAUGAUUGUGGUGGGUGGGCAGGCACCAAAAGCCAUUCGAAGUGUAGAGUGUUACGACUUUGAGGAGGAGCGAUGGGAUCAGAUUGCUGAACUUCCUUCUCGGAGAUGCAGAGCAGGGGUCGUAUUCAUGACAGGCAAAGUCUAUGCAGUGGGAGGUUUCAAUGGCUCUUUGCGGGUUCGGACGGUCGAUGUGUAUGAUGCAGUGAAAGACCAGUGGACAUCUAUAGCUAGUAUGCAAGAAAGACGAAGCACUUUAGGAGCUGCUGUGCUCAAUGAGCUCCUGUACGCUGUUGGUGGAUUUGAUGGAAGUACUGGUCUGGCAUCUGUGGAGGCUUAUAAUUACAAGGUCAAUGAAUGGUUUUUUGUGGCGCCUAUGAACACAAGAAGAAGCAGUGUUGGAGUUGGAGUUGUAGAGGGUAAACUCUACGCUGUUGGUGGAUAUGAUGGAGCAUCACGCCAGUGCCUUAGUACUGUGGAGCAGUAUAAUCCAUCUACAAAUGAAUGGUCUUACGUUUCUGAUAUGAGUACUCGGCGCAGUGGUGCAGGGGUUGGUGUUCUUAGUGGCCAGCUAUUUGCUACUGGAGGGCAUGAUGGUCCUUUGGUGAGGAAAAGCGUGGAAGUGUAUGACCCUGGAACAAAUACAUGGAAACAAGUAGCAGAUAUGAAUAUGUGCAGAAGAAAUGCAGGUGUGUGUUCAGUGAAUGGACUUCUUUAUGUAGUUGGGGGAGAUGAUGGUUCUUGCAAUUUGGCCUCUGUAGAAUACUAUAAUCCUGUCACUGACAAAUGGACACUAUUACCAAGCAACAUGAGCACUGGAAGAAGUUAUGCAGGUGUAGCUGUGAUCCAUAAACCAUUGUGACACCUAUCUGUGUGACUGCAACACAAGAAAUGAUGUCUGUCUAGUUGUGUUUUGGAAGACACUGGGGAUUUUUCAUUGCCAUACUAACGCUGCACUACUAGCCUGACAAGCAUAUAUAAUAAGAGCAUCCCUUUCUUCUCAACAUGCCACUGCUGGGAACAAAUUCCAGAAAUAAGGUGUUGCUUAUUUUGUGGGUGUUCUGUUCUGUUUUUGUGUGAGCUGUUUUAUGUACAGCCAGGAUUGAGAUUGGAGUGAAUUUCUCAAGAAAGAGGAAAUGUUUCUCUACAGCUUGUGACUGGGAGAAACUUUUUUAAAAGGAUUCUUUACUACUGACAGUGAAUUAAGUAUUAGACAUAAUUUUUUACUGGGUUAUAAAUACUUAAUUACACUCACAGAAACUAGAAAUUUACAAAAUACCCAUAAAAACUGUCUGGGAAGCCGACCAGAAGUUUAUUUGCUGUAUUGUAUCCAAUCUGUGUACAUAUCCUAUUUGACUACUGUAAAUGUAUAAUUUUUGGGUGCUGGAGGUAUCCACUGUAUGAUUUUUCUCUUGUGGCAAAAAUCCAGAUUCAUCAAAUUGACUUGAUGAGCCAAGUAGUGUGUUUCUCUGAACUUCAAAUGCCCAAACACCAGAAACACCGUUGAAAUGCAGUGUUCUGCUGCUUUUUGAACAGACUUUUUUUUCCCUCAAGGUUGACUUUGGUGGAGUGGAGUGAUGGGGGAAUGUAAUGUAUUCGUUGGCAACAAUUGAAAAACUAAUCAGAAAAAGCCAGCUGAACCUACAGUCUGUUUUUGGUACUGUGAUAUGGUAUCAUCUUCAACAGUGUAGAACAGCCCUGUCAAACAGGCGGCCUGUGGGCCAGAUGCAUCGCAUGCAAGCCAUGCCCACUCCAGUUCUGCAAAGGCAAAAAAAUGUCACAAUACAUCAAGAUGCAAUCGAGUUUGACACCUGUGGUAUAAAAUGAUGGAAAUAGGCCACAAAGUUCCACACUGCAACUUUUAUGAUGAUUUGGGGAUUUCAGGUGGGACCAUAAGUCACUUCAGGAACAGACGCAGUAUUGUGCCAGGAUGGUAAGAGCAGAGGGAAUUUGGGGUGAGGUUUUCUGUGGAAAGGCAUCUUCAGAAGACCAAAGGGGAUAUCAAGAAGACUGGAACAAUCAUCUAGGAAAUCCCAGCUAAGCUUUGAUUAGAAGGAACUGGAUUCCUGCAUAUACCUCUCAUGCAUUUGACCAUACAUUAUCGGUUGCCCAAGAUAUUUAGAACUUUUAAGUGUCUUUCACUUCAUCAUCGUUUAACUCUUCUAGCCAGAGCUCUCUUUCUAAAUGUUAUCCAUACAUUUGCUGUUCUAUGUGUAAAAAAAAAGUUAUUUGGAAUUAAUUUAUUCUAAAAAAAGGAAAAGUAAGUGACUUCUCAGAAUAGAAAAAAUGUCCAGCUAUACAACUUGAUCUAUCCCAUUCUAUCUAUUUUUUUUUUAAAUCAAAACUACCACUACAUGGAAAAUAAUUCUGUUACUCAAAAUAUAGUCUUAUUUACUUCCAAUUUUUCAGUCAGGUAACAUUCCUCAAAGCACCUAUUUCCCUAUUCUCCAUUAUCUUUUUCUUGAAUAUUUUUUCCGUUUUAUUUUGAUUUAAGAAAAGCAUUUAAAUCAGUUGUCUUGCUUUCAGUUUUUCUGUCACUUAAAGCAACUGAAACAUUAGUGAAGCAGAAAAUGAAAUUGAACAUAAUUUUCAGUAAGUGUUUCUAAAGGCAAGACUUAAGAUAUUUCUUAAGGUAUUUCUUUUUAAAAACAAACUCUUUACAUCUUAAUAUUCUUUUUUGUAUAUUGGCAGAGAAGGUAUAGUACCAAAGGGUAAGAAUGCACAUAGAACAAUCCUAUCUGCUGUUUAAAACUCUUUGAGCAGUAAACUGAUUAUUGUCUGUUUAACCCAUACUUUAAGGUAAAAUAUAUGGCAUUUUCUUCAUUUGUCUUUCUUUCUUUUUACUAUUGUUGCCUGUCACUAAGGAAUUGUUUUUCCAAAGCUGGGAACAAUAAAUACAUUGCAUCAAUUGCAUUUUCUAUACUGAGUUUGAGGGUGAAUACAGCUUUCUUUUCUCCACAUAGAAGUUCCAUCCAGAGCAGGUGUCUCCAAACUUAGCAACUUUAAGACUUUUGGACUUCAACUCCCGGAACUCUGGGAGUUGAAGUCCACAAGUCUUAAAGUUGCCAAGGUUGGAGACCCCUGAUCCAGAGCAUGGACCUCCUGUGGCAAAUCUCUAGUCCUUCUGAGGAAGAUUUGAUAAUGCCAUGAAGAUUUUAACAGGGCUUAGCCAGGCUUCGCUUGGAUGUUAUUGCUGAGCAAUAAAUGAGUUGAGUUGACAUUUAGCUAAAAGCAAACAAGUCUCAUCCUGCCUGAAAGUUAAAUUUGAACUAGGGCUUUGUAUGUGAUGAUAAUAAAUAACAUUCACUACUUUAUAAACAAGUAGACAUGGAACAGGAUUUAAACCUCAUAUUUUUCCCUCACUACCCACACAAACCUCCCUAGAAGAUCUGGACACCAUAGAUUUUGCUCAAAAAUCUCUAGGAUGAUGUCUGAGUAUAAAUCCUGUCAUCCUCAUUAGGGAAUCAUCUGGGUAUGAUUCUAUUAAUCCUACCUGUAGCACAUGCGAAUCACUCAACAGAUGAAAAAAUGCUUCCAGUAAUCUGCACGUGAAGACCACAGUAUGUAAAUUGCAGGGUUUGCUUUAUGAAUUGUCUUUGAAAUACGAUGAGAUUUUUUUUCUUUUUGCUCUGUGAUGUUAAUUGAGGAAUUUGUGAAGUAGUAAGAUGCCAUGUUUACCUCAUUUGAUGAUGCAAGUAUUUCUACAAAUGUAUAUGCACUAAAAUCCAACUCCUUAUCAAAGCUAUAUGCAUGCUACAUUCCACCACUGACAGGCAAUGUAUUUUGCUGUCUAGCUCUACUAUAAAGUGGUCCUUAGAUUCCCAUGUGACAAGCUGGGGUGGGUGGGGGAAUUAGAAACUUAUAUGCUGGCUGUUCAUAAAUGGCAUUGGUUUCAGCUAAGAGCCACUUAUCACUAGCAAAUGGUAUGUGUCACUUUUCUGUGGGUAAACUUGCAGGGUUAAUGCAAGUCAAGUGACCUCAUUUCUCAGCUAUGCAAUAUUAAUAAUUGUGACACAACAACCAGCUGCAAUUGCCCUUUCAAAGCGCUUUUGAAAUAACUUUCAUUUGCACCAUGCCAAUUUUGAGCCGCAGCUUUUCAAAGAUUGCCUUUUUAUAGGGCUUGGAAAUACAGCUUUAGAGCUGACAAAUUUAAAUGUAAUUAUUUUUGUAAGAUAAUUCUUAAUGAGUUCUUGGAUCUCUUUUGAUGUUGGUGGCAAUUAUGAUUAGUGUCUAAUCCUUACACCAUGGGCCCAAUUCUCACUAGCCAUUUAUUUAUGAUGGCUUAUGAAAAGGACACAAUCCUGCUCAAUGUUAAUUAACAGUGGUUUGUUACCUCUAUAUUAGUAAGAUUCUGAACUAAGGCACGAAGCUAUGACCACAUGUUCAUCUAUUGGCUUUUUUUCCCCCCUUAAGAACAUGGACAUAAUUUGGCUUCAACUUGUACAUCAGGAUUGCUUUAUUUUUCUCUUUGGUUCUCUAGUAACAAUAUGCUCUGCAGCUCAGUGCUAAAGACAAAUUUAGAAGCAGAGUCUCUUUCCAAGAUGGCUUUGAGAGAGCUAAUCUUGUUCAAAUAUUAUUGACCGAAGCUGUUUUACAAUCUCUUGUCCAAAAGCUGACUCAUUUGAUUGUGAAAUGAUGUUCCAUAAAUCCGGAUUAUAGAUGCAAAAGUUAAAAACCAUUGCGAAAGACUGUUUUUAUGUCUGUGCUCAACAUAUGCUCCUAAACAUAGUGCAGAUUUUUCUUCUUGGAAGCUUCUGGCAGAGAAUCCCGACCAUCCCCCAACAUUUUAAAGGAAAUCUGUAUGAUGCCAACUAAAUUAGGAUGGAUAUACUAUUAAUUUUCUCAUUUUCAGUUGCUGUUGUAGUUCAUUAGACAGUACAUAAGCGGGGUGCAAAAAUCCAAAGUUUUCAUGUGUCUCUGUUGCCAUCUGCUUGCUGCCUGGAUAUUUUUUAAAAAACAGAGAUCAAUGAACAGCCCAACUCCAUUGAUAUUUCAAACUUAAGAAUUUCAGCAAUUGAGGUUUGUAACCAGGCAGCUUAUUGGACAAGCUUAACAUAACAUAACAUAACAGCUUAUAUCUAGAUAUUAAAGCACAAAGUACUACUGUAUUUAAAAUGAAUUCAGAACCAAGUGCUGUAUUUAUGUGGCAUAAAUGGGGCAAGGUUCUCUGCUCUAGUAUUACAAAUUAGCUGCUAGUUUAUUUGAAUUUGGGUAUAAAUUGGCUUAAAUAAAGUUCAGACAGGUUAGCUGGAUUUCAUUUUGUAUGUAACUAGCUUUAGCCAGCUUCUGUUUUAUAUAUAUCCAGUAGACCCUCAAUAACACUGCAUGAUUAAGCAGUGAAAAGGGAAUUAUUUUUAUUUUUUGCACUAUAUGUAUAUUGAAGACUUUGGAUAUUAUAUUAUUUACCAUUUCAAUCAAACAAAUGCAUGUGUCCACUACUUAAAUGGGCUUGUUUCCUGUUUAUGGGUAGGAAUCAAGAAUUACUUGAAGGCACUGGGAAAAAAAAACCUUUUAAAAGAAUUCACAUUUAGAGCAUAACUGAAUUAACAGAUUAGGGCCUUGAUGGCGAACCUAUGGAAUGUGUGCCACAGGUGGCAUGCAGAGCCUUAUCUGUGGGCACUUGAGCGUUGCCCUAGCUCAGCUCCAGUGUGCAUGCGCGUAUGGCCCAGUUGAUUUUUGGGUCUAUUUCUGGCCUUCGGAGGGCCUCCGGGUGUGUGUGUGGAGAAGGCCGUUUUCUCCCUCCCCAGGAUCCUAGAAACCUCUGGAGCCUGAGGAGGGAAAAAAACAGGCUUUCCGAUCCCACCAGAAGUCAGGAAAUGGACAAUUUCUGGCCUCCAGAUGGCCUCCGGGGGUGGGAAAGGCAUUUUCGCCCUCCUCAGGCUUCAAGAAAGCCUCUGGAGCCUGAGGAGGGCGAAAAAUGGGCCUACCAGGCCCACUGUGCCAUUGCAUGCCAAAAGCUGGGGGUCAUGUGCACAUGCGCAUGCGGGGAUGUGUGUGUGUGAGAGGCGCAUUGAAUUAUGGGUGUGGACACGCACACACACAACCCCCCUGUGCUCCCCCUGCUUUUGGCACGUGACAGCAAAAAGGUUAGCCACCACUGGAUUAGGGUAAUAUAAAGGGGCAGAUUGCCAGUAGCUCUUGAACAAUGUUUGUUUCUGAAUACAUGAAAUGAUUACUUUCGGUUGAAUGUCAGGCAUUUAGAGAUUGUCUUUUGCAAUUUAGUUUCCAACUGGAUUCCAUUGUUUGUUCCUAAAUUAUCACUUCAAGUUAGAGUUUAAUCCUGGAUUAUGGAUAGAUGAUGAUUUGUUGCCAUGCAAAAUCAGAAGGGAGCCUGUAAGAUGCUGCUGGUGCUUAUAAUGGUUUGGUUAAGGCUGACAUCUGAAUGUCCUCAAUAUGUGAUAAGUAUGUCAUAUGAUAAGAAUCCAAAAUACUUUGUUUUCAAUAUCCUAAAUUAUUUUAUUUUUCUGUGUGCUAGCAAUAAACACUAAGAGAGUUAAUUUAUAAACAUAAUGUUUAAGAUACAGUUUAAGACUAACAAAAUUAUAAAGGCUUUUGUUAAAAAAUAAAAUAAACUAGACUGAGAUACUGUAGCUGUGAUCCUGUACUAUUUACAGCCUGAUCCUCUGCAUGUUUGCCUCUGCAUACUCAGAAGCAAGUUUCACUUUAAACCCGGGCUGUUAAACUCUCGGCCCAUGGGCUGGAUGCGCCACACGCUGGCUACUCAUGCCUGUUUUAGCGAAGGGGGGGAAGUCCCGAUACAUCACGUGACAACAUGACGCUGUGAGUUGACACCCCUGCUUUAAACAAUGGGAGUUAAUUCUAAAUAAAGCUGCACAAGAUUGCAGCUGUAAUAAUUUUCAUGACCCUUCAAUCACAUUGCCCAUGAUAUUGAUUUGAUAACUCUUUAUACCUGAUUAAUGCUGAAGGAGGAACUGUUUGGUAGUGCGAUUCUAUUUCCCCGCCUUUCUUUCAGCUUCAAGACUUCAUAAAAAUGUUCACUUGUCAACAGGAAGUUACAUGUAUUUUCUAGCACAUCGAAUUUUGGUUGAAUAAAGUUGAGCAAAUGAAA